Racocetra persica is the source of this 207-nucleotide messenger RNA. The record is from the annotation of a GenBank genome assembly. Lineage: Eukaryota; Fungi; Glomeromycota; Glomeromycetes; Diversisporales; Gigasporaceae.
AUGUCUCAAGCUAACACUGAAUACUUGGCAAUUCGAAAACGGGCGUUAAUUGAUUUCGAAAAAGCUCUUGAAUUCUCAUUAAAAAAAUUUAAUGAUAUUCAAAGGAAAGAUAAACAUAUAGCUAUGGCUAUGAAUCAAUUUCCACUCACUGUCUUGCGUGCUGAUGUUGAAUCCGUGUUAGUGGAGAAUGAAGUUAGCGGAGAAUGA